Molecule: messenger RNA, 838 nt
Organism: Scleropages formosus (Asian bonytongue)
Lineage: Eukaryota; Metazoa; Chordata; Actinopteri; Osteoglossiformes; Osteoglossidae
Product: cytochrome c-like
Exons: 3
Coding region: 138-452 (104 amino acids)
Molecular function (GO): heme binding; electron transfer activity
Source: RefSeq, a predicted model, not a curated record
UCCGGUCGACAGAUAGAGGGAUGUGACCUUUCUUCAGCUCAAGGCGGGACGGUUACGUGAGACUCUUGCGGGAGCCGGUCGUUUAAACACGUGGAUCAUUCGUAGUCGACUUGUCUCGUACGUAGUGUAAAGCAGUCAUGGGUGACGUUGAGAAGGGAAAGAAGGUGUUUGUCCAGAAGUGUGCCCAGUGCCACACCGUGGAGAACGGAGGGAAGCACAAAGUCGGACCGAACCUGUGGGGUCUGUUUGGCCGCAAGACGGGCCAGGCCGAAGGGUUCUCCUACACAGAUGCCAACAAGAGCAAAGGCAUUAUCUGGAGUGAGGAGACACUCAUGGAAUAUCUGGAGAACCCAAAGAAGUACAUACCAGGAACAAAGAUGAUUUUUGCAGGCAUCAAGAAGAAGGGCGAGCGGGCUGAUCUGAUUGCAUAUUUAAAGUCUGCAACAUCUUAGAUUCUUGUUUUUAAUUUGUGUAAAUGUUGGCUGUGUGUUACUUCAACAUGAUCUUUAUGGUUGACUUUUAAUCUUGCAAGAAGUCCAUAACUUUGAUUUGUCGUAUCGUCUGUUUUGCCUUAAAUGUGUCUCCUGAACAUAUUACGAUGAAUGUUAAAUUUAGAAUAGAUAUUCUCGAGUAUGUUUUACACCAUUGGUGAGAUUUUGGAGUUAUUCUGCUUCAGUUGUUAGCAGUUUUUGGAGGUCUUGAUGUCCUCCAUAUCUGAAGCUGUAAAUGAUACCCCUGGUUUCACAGGUGUUGUAAAAUUAACUUAUUGUAGGUGAGAAGACAUUGUGCUAAAAGGAGGAAGACUACACUGUAAUACUAUUAAACAGAUUGAAACUGG